CUCAGAAGCGACAAGUCAUUCACUCGCAAAAACUCGUCAAAAAUCUAUGGCACCACCAUAAACGUCGUUUAAUCUUUCCCCAUGUCUAGUCAUUCUCUCGUUGGCCCGCCCCCGCCCCCGUCACGGCCACCGCCACUGUAUGCACACCCGUAAUUGGAUAUUACCUCGGAAGGCCAGACUCUGCAAUAUCUGGAGCAACAAUGGCAGCUACGAAAGACCCACAAAUUACAACUCUUAAAACAAUAGAAGCAGCCUUAAAACUUAUAGACACCAAAAAGGACAACCUUAAAAAGGCCUACGAUGAUCUCCAAUCCCUCUCUUCUCAUCUCCUCUCCUCUUCCUACUCUCUCUCAUGGGCCGACCUCGAUUCUCACUUCUCCUCCGUCCAAGACAACCUCAAUGGCCGCCUCCUUCUCCUCCAAUCGAGUCUUGAAUCUCUCGACCCGGUUGCGCCUUGUCAUUCGUUGUUGGGUGCUUCUGAGCAAGAAUCACCAGCGCCUUCUAACCCUCGGUGUCUGGGACGAGUCGACUCUGAGGUGAGUCGCUCCGAGUUGAAACAAUCAACAACCCUGACUUCUAACACAGUGGACCCAUCCAGGUCUGAUUUGAUGUCCCUGUGUGAGAGGAUGGAUGUGAAAGGAUUGAGGAAGUACAUGAAGCAGAACGCAAGCAAAUGGGGUGAGAUCCGGGACAGGCUCUCGGGUGCAAUGUCGGUUGCCCCUGACCCUGGAUCAUUUGUUUUGGAUGCAAUGGAAGGAUUUUAUUCAUCAAAAGCUAACUCGAAAGGCGACAAGGAUACUGAAUUGUGUCGUUUAAGGAGGACUUGUUUGGAUUUAUUAGAGGCCUUGGCAAAAAAUAAGCCAACUUUGAGCAUGGAAGUGAAGGAAAGAGCUAAAAAGUUGGCUUUGGAGUGGAAAAGAAAAGUGAGCUUGAAUGGGGAGAGCCCUUUAGAGGCACUGGGGCUCUUGCAUUUGUUAGCAGCUUACAAUUUGGAGAAUGAGUUCGAUGUGGGUGAACUUGUGGAUUACUUUGUUAUCGUUGCUAGGUUCAGGCAGGCUGUAGUUCUGUGUCGAGCUAUUGACUUGGGAGAGAAAACUGCUGAUCUCAUUCAAAAACUUAUAGACAGUGGCAAACAGUUUUUGGCUGUCAAAUUUAUCUUUGAAUUUGGACUGGUUGACAAGUUCCAACCAGUUCCUCUCUUGAAGGCUCACCUGAAGGAGUCCAAAAGGCUCACCAAGAAAAUUUGCCAGGAUGGAAAGAACUCUAUCAAUCAACAGAAUGAGGCCAGAUCCAGAGAAGUUAAAACGCUGAAAUCAGCACUUGUACUCAUUGAUGAGUAUAAGCUCGGAUCUGAGUACCCACAGAUGGACCUCGAGAAGCGAAUUGAGAUGCUAGAGAAGCAGAAGGCAGCUGCUGCAUCUGCCGAUGACGAGCCUUCUCAUCAGCCAAAGAAGCAGCAGCAGGCUGGAAGCAAGCGUCCUCGAACUUCAGCAACAGCAGUCCAGAACAGUAACAAUGGUUCCAAUCCAGCCAUUCCUCCAUUCAAACAAUCUCACGUGCAGCCAGCAAGUUUGUUGCUUGCAGCUGGGCCGUAUGGGUCAGUGGGUUCUAUUUCUCCCGCCAUUCUUUAUGCAGCCCCACCAGCUGGGCCGUAUGGUUUGGCAAGAGCUGGUACGGGAUUCCCAGGGAACCCAAGGUCUGCUUUGGCUCCUCAAUACUUUCCAGAAUCGCAUGUGCCAUCUGACCAUUAUGAUAGAGCAGCUGCUUAUGGUGGAUAUGAUUUGCCGCUCAAAUAUCACCCAGGUUACUAUCCUCAGUAGUGUUGGUUAUCAAAAGCCAAGCUUUGCUUUUUUAAUCACCACGGAAUUAGAAAAGCAGUCAAAUUGGGUGGUUAGCUUUGCGACGUGGGGUGCUUGUGAGUUUUACUUUUUAUAUAUAUAUAUAUAUAUAUAUAAGAGACUAAUUAUAUUUUGGUGCUGAUAAUCCUUUCAUUUUGCAUAAUUAAGUUCAUUCUCCUGCGUUUGCGUGAUAAUAAUUUCUAUGUAAGAAACAUGGUCCAAGUUAGUGAAUUACGUGCCUUCGUUUAACGUUCAAAUAGUCUCCCAGGCCUUCUCUCAAUAAAAGCUGAAUGGUUUUUACACUCAAAUCAA
Molecule: messenger RNA, 2150 nt
Organism: Populus euphratica (Euphrates poplar)
Lineage: Eukaryota; Viridiplantae; Streptophyta; Magnoliopsida; Malpighiales; Salicaceae
Product: truncated FRIGIDA-like protein 1
Exons: 3
Coding region: 201-1820 (539 amino acids)
Source: RefSeq, a predicted model, not a curated record